Molecule: messenger RNA, 2379 nt
Organism: Seminavis robusta
Lineage: Eukaryota; Bacillariophyta; Bacillariophyceae; Naviculales; Naviculaceae
Source: the annotation of a GenBank genome assembly
AUGUCGAAGGAUGCGGACUCGGAUGAUGAAGAAAGUAGUGAGCCCAGUGUCUAUGAUUCUCUAGACGGCGAGGAAGAGAGUGACAGCGAUGCAGAGGAGAGUGACAAUAGUGAAGAUGAGUUUGAAGAUCAAGGAUCGUCGGACGAAGAAGACGACUUGAAAGAAGAACAGCAGAAACCAGAUGCAGAUGUCUCCAAACUCGAUUUGGAAGAUAAUCUCGAGUCUGCGUACGAAAAGUCACGAAAAAUAAGCAGCAAGCAAGGCACUGAAAAAAGGGCCAAACCUGGCACUAGUAGUACAGAUGCAGCAACGUUGACGCACACGGACAAUUUGUCGUCGGACGAUGAAGACGAAGACGGAACUACCAAUCGAAUCGGACGGGUCCCAAUCCAUUGGUACUCGGAUUAUGAGCAUAUUGGAUACGACGCCCAUGGAAACAAAACCAUGAAAUCGGCCAGUCUCGAAGAAGGAGAUCGCCUCGAUCAGGCCAUUUCCAAUGCCGACAAUCGAGAGCAAAACAGAUUUGUGGUACAUGAUGUACUGAAUGACAAAUCGGUAGCAUUGACAACACGACAACUCGAACUCAUUCGCAGGAUUCAGUCAGGAGCCUAUGCGCACCCGGAGUUUGACGGUAACCCGGAUUAUGUCGACUACUUCUCAUCCAUUCCCGAAGUGUCGGGGUUGAAUACGAAUCGGACAGAACCAAAAGCCAGAUUCCAACCCAGUCAAUGGGAAAAACUUCAGGUCGAUCGCAUGCUCGAAAAACUUGAACGAGGAGAUAUCAACAUGGACUAUCUCGCAGGGAAAGUUCGGGAUAUGAAUGAUGUUCGUAAAAAGAGAGGCGAGGAUUCCAAACAGCCCUACUUGGUUUGGACUGGAGCCGAAGAAGAUGAGUUGAAUAUGCGAAAGGGACCUCAGGCUAUUCCACCGCCCAAGGUUGAACCACCUGGUCACGCUGAAAGUUACCGUCCACCCGAUGAGUAUCUGCCGACAGAAGAAGAAAAGAAAGAAUGGGAAGACAUGGAUACCCAGGAAAGACCUCAUGGUCGACUCGUGCCCAAAAAAUUCCCAAACCUUCGAUCUGUGGGAGCCUACGAACAUGCCGUUACAGAGACAUUUGAACGGUGUUUGGAUCUAUACUUGUGCCCACGUCAGUUGAAGCGUCGUUUGAAUAUUGAUCCCGAGAGUUUGGUACCAAAGCUGCCGAAAGCUAGUGACCUCAGACCUUUCCCAACUGCUAAAUGCAUCGAGUAUCGAGACGAACCGGAGGAAGGGCAGGACGCUCCAUUUGUUCGUUGCUUGUCACCUAGUCCCGAUGGACAAUUCUUGGCCAGCGGCGCAUCCGACGGAUUUGUUCGCCUUUGGGAGGUUCAAACAGGCCGCCUUUUGAGAAAGUGGAAUUUGAGCAAGCUCAUCCGUGAGAAUGGAUUUCCAGGAGAAAACGACAAUGACCCACCCAAGCCCGUUGUAUGCCUUCAAUGGAAUCCAAACCGACGUCACCAUUGCCUCGUUGCCUCUGUGGCGGUGUGCGUCGUCGUUAUUGCAACAGGGACAGCAGGGGCUGAAGACGCCGAAAUCACAGCUGCACUCCUUUCCGCUGCUCGAAAAGGUGGACACGUGACAAAUGAAAGAGCUGCCAAAGCAGUCAAGUGGAAGGCGGUUGAUUCGCACACUGGUGAUCCCGUUAGUGCAGCGGAUUCCCUCUCUGGGCCCGUGGCUCUUGUGUGCACCAACAGAGACGUUACCAGCGUUCGUUGGCAUUCGAAGGGGGACUACUUUGUGACAGUUAGCCCAAAAGCACAGUCGGCGGCUGUUCUCAUCCAUCAACUCAGCAAGGGAAACUCGCAGCAACCCUUCAGCAAGACCAAAGGCGAAGCCCACUUGGCAUGUUUCCAUCCAACGAGACCAUUUUUGUUCGUCUCGAGUCAACAUCAUGUUCGAGUCUAUCACUUGGUGAAGCAGGCGAUGGUGAAGCGGCUGGUAUCUGGCUGCAAGUGGAUAUCAUCGAUAGAUGUCCACCCUUCUGGCGACCACUUGAUUGUUGGCAGCCUCGAUCGUCGCCUGCUGUGGUUCGAUCUUGAUCUGUCCAGUAAUCCUUUCAAAACGCUCAAAUACCAUGAACGGGGCCUGAGAUCCGUUCAGUACCACUCCAAGCACCCGUUGAUGGCUAGUUCGUCAGACGAUGGCUCCAUUCAUGUUUUCCACUGCAUGGUGUACUCUGAUUUGAUGAAGAAUCCGCUGAUCGUCCCCGUAAAGAUUUUGAAGGGACACACUGUCACCAAAAAGAUGGGUGUUCUAGCGGUCGCCUUUCACCCAACCCAGCCCUGGCUCUUCUCGGGCGGUGCGGAUGGACGGAUCUUUCUGUUCCAGGAUGUCUAG